This is a messenger RNA of Symbiodinium pilosum, 373 nucleotides long. NCBI's taxonomy places the organism in Eukaryota, Dinophyceae, Suessiales, Symbiodiniaceae. The record is from the annotation of a GenBank genome assembly.
GUUUGUGCGGCCUGCGCCUUUGAAGGCAAGAAUUCGCGUGGAAGCCAUGCCAUCCCCUCCAACUCCUGCCACGUUCCAGCAGCGGGCCGCAACUGCUGCGGCAUGGGUGUUUGGCCGCCGGCGAGAAGAGCCAGCCAUUUUUCCCAGCCAGGAUGCCGAGGCUCAGGCCGACCUGCUAGUGACUGAAAUGCGGGAGCAGUUGCAGCACACUUGCAAAGAGCCACUCCAGGUGCGAAAGUUGAUCUUCCGUGAUUUGCAAAGGCAACUCCACCCUGACAAGAACACGGAAUGCGAGGAGGCUGCCAAGCAUGCCUUCCAAAAGUUAAUGGAAGAGCGCAAAACCUACCUUGGUGCAGGUGAACCGCCGAAGUGA